Exophiala viscosa is the source of this 1457-nucleotide messenger RNA. Its product is annotated as 26S proteasome regulatory subunit N9. NCBI's taxonomy places the organism in Eukaryota, Fungi, Ascomycota, Eurotiomycetes, Chaetothyriales, Herpotrichiellaceae. Gene Ontology annotation, molecular function: protein binding; structural molecule activity. The record is from RefSeq and is a predicted model, not a curated record. The coding region runs from base 144 to 1304 and encodes 386 amino acids. Gene Ontology annotation, biological process: ubiquitin-dependent protein catabolic process. Gene Ontology annotation, cellular component: cytosol; nucleus; proteasome regulatory particle, lid subcomplex. The transcript has 2 exons.
AUGCACCAGUAACCCAUUUCUGCCCAUCCUCAAACAAUUUCUGGCCUCGUCGACAGGAACACAAGCAACCUUGCAGCGCAUUCUUUUCCGACCAAACAUAGUCUUCUUUCAGCUGGACCUCUUCCUCGAGCUGCGUGUUCGACAUGUCAAAACAAACCGACCCAGAGGCCAUCUCUAACUUUCUUGCCGACCAACGGGACGAAGCACCUACAGAACUCCAGCACAUCUUCCUAACAUUUGAAGAUCUCUGGGAAAGAAAACUAUGGCAUCAGUUGACGGACACAUUACUUGAAUACUUUUCCAACCCCGAAACCGCUGCGCAGAGACUACCCAUCUACAACACCUUCAUCAUUAGUUUUGCCGACAAGAUCAAUCAGUUGAAGCUCGUCAAGCUCGCCCUGGGUGCCUCUGCGCAAAUCGAAGAUGAUACCGACCGAAGCCACUUCCUUCAAUCCCUUGCGGAAAGAGUAGACAAGCCCGAUUCCGAAGAAGCCCAUGUCUAUACCAUCACAGAGCUUGCGAGUGUCUACCUCAAAUUGGGAGAAAAGGCCAAAGCAAGAGAACAACUAGACAAGGCUCAAAAGACACUCGAUCAGUUUGACUUUGUGGAGAACGUCGUGCAUGCGGCCUUCUAUCGCAUCAACGCCGACUACUUCCAGGCUGAAGGCGACUACACAUCCUACUAUCGAAACUCACUCCUGUAUCUUGCUUGCAUAGAAGAGUCAGAGUUGACUGCGGAACAGCAGCAACACAGAGCAUACGACCUUGCAAUCGCCGCCCUGGUUUCAGAUACCAUCUACAACUUCGGAGAACUAUUACUGCACCCCAUCCUGGACGCUCUCAACCCACCACAUCCAGAAUCAUGGCUGCGGGAUCUACUGUUUGCUUUCAACCGCGGUGAUCUGGCAGCAUUCGACCGAAUGUCAAACAACCUCACUAAGAAUCCAACGCUCGAAUCGCAUCGCAUGUUCUUGUGGCAGAAGAUCAACCUUGCUGCCCUGACGGAGCUAGUCUUCAAGCGACCACCGCAUGAUCGCGCUAUGACCUUCAAGACAAUCAGUCAAGAGACGAAUGUGAAACCAGACGAGAUUGAACAUCUCAUCAUGAAGGCAUUGAGCCUAGGGUUGUUGAGGGGAAAGAUUGACCAGGUUGCUGGCAUUGCUAAGAUCAACUGGGUACAACCUAAGGUCUUGGAGCGGACUCAGAUUGAGGGUAUGAGAACUCGACUGCGGGAAUGGGACAGCAAUGUCAAUGAUCUGGGCCAUUGGAUAGAAGGCGUGGGCAAGGAUGUGUGGGCAGCAUAAGUUCUUUCGACUGUACCAUACAGCAUAGCAAUGGCGUUGCAGGCAAGCCAUGGUAAGCAUAAGGCCUUUGAAGUAGUCCACAAGAAGAAGAAUGUAAGAUACAGCAUUCUAUUGUGAUAAUCAGAGUUCGGCACUGGACAAAUUGUCUUGCGU